AUGAAUCCACUCUCCCACCUUUCCCUCCUUUUCACCACAUAUCUGUUUCACCUCGUCCACGCCGCAAAUAGCUCCUUCUACGGCUUCGAAAUCCCAACCCCAGGCCCCAUCCUCAAGUUUGACAUCACAGUCCUGAUUCCAAAUACAUCCACCAACCCCUUGAUGGCGUCGCAGAUCCAAGCUUUCUGGCCCGGACUACAACCUGCGCCCCAGUCUGAGAAUGUGCUUUACCAGCAAGUUAUUACGAAUCAGGGUGGUGGACCGGGGGAGUGGUAUUUGUUGCCGUAUUGGUGUUGCACACCUGCUACGAAUCUUGCCACCCAGAGACGAGUCUACCCAGGAGAUACCUUAACGACGAAUUUCCGCUGGAACGCCAUGUCUCAGAACUGGUAUGACAACUGGGCGCUUCAACCUGGUGAAGUUGGCCAUGCUGCGGGAGAGACGCCGAUGGGAGGUGCUGUCAAUAACUUCAAUCCUAUGCAAAAAGCCGAAGUCAUAAUCGAACUUCAAGGUAAGGGAGUUUGGGAUUGGGGACAGAUUGUUUGGAGCAACAUUAUUAUUGAGUCUCAGACUACGACUACAAGUUGGUGUACUGGCGACUGGGAGGUUUGGCAAGGAGCAGACAAUAAGUUCCAAUGGACGCGGACCCCUCCAGUUGCUACUUACAAUGCGGAUUUCAACACAACGACUUGCUAUAUUGGAGAGGUGGUGUUUGUAUCACACAACUGA
Molecule: messenger RNA, 729 nt
Organism: Mollisia scopiformis
Lineage: Eukaryota; Fungi; Ascomycota; Leotiomycetes; Helotiales; Mollisiaceae
Exons: 8
Coding region: 1-729 (242 amino acids)
Source: RefSeq, a predicted model, not a curated record